This is a messenger RNA of Canis lupus familiaris (dog), 1985 nucleotides long. RefSeq names its product G protein-coupled receptor 75 (gene GPR75). Gene Ontology annotation, biological process: G protein-coupled receptor signaling pathway. Bases 459 to 1985 code for a protein of 508 amino acids. Lineage: Eukaryota; Metazoa; Chordata; Mammalia; Carnivora; Canidae. Gene Ontology annotation, cellular component: membrane. Gene Ontology annotation, molecular function: C-C chemokine receptor activity. The record is from RefSeq and is a predicted model, not a curated record. The transcript has a single exon.
GACACAGGCAGAGGGAGAAGCAGGCUCCAUGCAGGGAGCCUGACGUGGGACUCGAUCCCAGGUCCCCAGGAUCACGCCCCGGGCGGAAGGUGGCGCUAAACCGCUGCGCCACCCGGGCUGCCCACGGAACCUGGAAUUAGCCGGAGGGACGCAUUUUGAGGUGUUUGUGUCUCGUCCCCUGUUGGGCUUCCAGUCGAGAAGGCCUGGGGCCGGAGCUAAAGAAAAUUUGAGUACUUUUGUAAGAAAAAAAAAAUAAUAAUAAUUAAUAAUAAUAAUAAUAAUAAUAAUAACAAACCAGCAUGAGCUGGCUCCGCUUUGUGCAUUAACUGCUGUGUGUGUCGGGUGUGCCUUCUCCGCGCAGGCCUUGGAGCGUGCCCCCCGCCGGGCCGUGAGCCGGGGCCCUGACCCCGAGCCGAGCCCGAGCCGCAGAGGCCGGCGCCGCUCCCCGCUCCCCGAGGAUGAACGACACGGAGCCCCUGGAGGAGGCUCCCAACGGCACGCUGCUGCGCGGGCCCCGCCCCCAGGGCGGCCCCCAGGACCUGGUCCACACGGCCACUCUGGUCACCUGCACGCUGCUCCUGGCCGUCGUCUUCUGCCUGGGGUCCUACGGCAACCUCAUCGUCUUCCUGUCCUUCUUCGACCCGGCCUUCCGCAAGUUCCGAACCAACUUCGAUUUCAUGGUCCUGAACCUGUCCUUCUGCGACCUGUUCAUCUGCGGGGUGACGGCGCCCAUGUUCGCCUUCGCGCUCUUCCGCUCGGCGCGGGGCCUCCCGGACGCCUUCUGCUUCGCCUUCCACGCCACCAGCUCGGGCUUCGUCAUCAUGUCCCUGAAGACGGUGGCGGCGAUCGCGCUGCACCGGCUGCGCAUGGUGCUGGGCCGGCAGCCCAGCCGCCCCGCCUCGGUGCCCGGCGCCGCGCUGCUCGCCGCGCUGCUCUGGGCCAGCAGCUUCACGCUGGCCGCCCUGGGCGCGCUGCGGGCCAGCAAGGCCCACCUGUGCCUGCCCCUGUCGGGCCUGCCGGCGGCGGAGGGCGCGGCCGCGCUGUCGCUGUACGCCGUGGACUUCGGCUCCUGCGUGGCCGUGGUCGCCGUGUCCUACAUCCUCAUCGCGCAGACGCUGCGCAGGAACGCGCGGGCCCGGCGGCGCCCCCCGGCGGCCGCGGCGGAGGCUUCGCGGGCGCCGCCGCCCUUCGCGGGCGGCCCGGGGCGGCGGGGGGCCGAGCCCGCGCUCUACCGGCACCAGGGCUGCCCCAGGCCGGCCGCGCCCGCCGCCCGCCGCCCGCGCCCGCCGCCCGCGCCCGCCGUCAACCUGGCCGCGGCCAAGGACUCCAAGGCGGUGCUCACCUGCGUGGUCAUCGUGCUGUCGGCCCUGCUGUGCUGCGUGCCCCUGGGCGCGGCCCUGGCGCGGGGGGCGCUGUCCCGGGGCGGCGGCGGCGGCGGCCUCCGCCAGCUGGAGCUGCUGGGCUUCGCCCUGCUGUUCCUCAAGUCCGGGCUAAACCCUUUCAUCUACUCCCGCGGCAGCGCGGGCCUGAGGCGGAAGGUGCUCGCGUGCCUGCGGGGCGGCGGCCUGGGCGCCUGCGGCUGCCGGCACAGGACCCGGCUCCGCGCCGUCGGGAAGGGGAACCUGGAAACCAACCGGAACAAGUCGUCCCACCACGAGACCAACUCGGCCUACGUGCUGUCCCCGAAGCCGCAGAAGAAGUUCGUGGACCAGGCGUGCGGGCCCAGCCAGUCCAGGGAGAGCGCGGCGAGCCCCAGGGCCUCGGCGGGGCGGCCCGGCGGCCAGAGCAGCUCCACCGCGGCCGACACGCGCCUGGAGCCCUACUACGGCGUCUACGGCGGCGGCCCGCGGCGGGGGGACGGCGCCCCGCGGGGCCCCCGCUGCCCCGGCCCGGCCGCGCCCUGCGGCGCCAGGCGUCAGCGCGCGGCCGGCGACCUGCUGCGGGGGCCCGGCGCGGCGGGGCCCAUCCCGGUGCCCUCCGUGUAG